Carica papaya (papaya) is the source of this 1020-nucleotide messenger RNA. Its product is annotated as Plant invertase/pectin methylesterase inhibitor superfamily protein. Gene Ontology annotation, biological process: negative regulation of catalytic activity. Gene Ontology annotation, molecular function: enzyme inhibitor activity. NCBI's taxonomy places the organism in Eukaryota, Viridiplantae, Streptophyta, Magnoliopsida, Brassicales, Caricaceae. The record is from RefSeq and is a predicted model, not a curated record.
UUAUUAUUUAUUAGCUUGCCUAAUCCAUGCCCUUCAUUCUUCUCCAUAUAUUUAUAUAUAUAUAUAUAUAUAAUUGAACAAAAUUCCAUUUGAAGCUUGAGAUUUUCGUCAACAUUUUCUGCAAUUGGAAUAUGGAUUCCAUUAACGCCUUGAAAGGAUAUGGCAAAGUAAGCCACCAAGAAAAUCAGGUAGCCGAUCAGAAACCUACCAGAAAGAGGCUACUCACCGUCAUCGCCAUCUCAGCAACUGUUCUCUUAAUCCUAAUAAUCUCUUUGAUAGUUGCAGCAGUUAUCCAUGAAUCCAAAAUCAAACAACCCGAGUCAUCAUCAUCAUCAUCAUCCAUCUCCUCCAGCGAGUCGAUGAGAGCAGUCUGCGGCGUGACUCCGUAUCCGGACUCCUGCUUCACCAGCAUAUCAUCCCUCAACACCUCAAUAAAGCCAGAUCCAGAAUUCGUAUUCAAUCUCUCUCUCAAAGUCUCCAUAGCCGAGCUAUCUAACCUCUCAUCUUCUAUCAAAACUCUCAACAAUCUUCACGGGGACGCUGCUUUGCGCGAUUGUGCGAGUCUGUUGGAGGACGCAGUGAGUGGACUCAGUGACUCGGUGUCGGCGAUGGAGGUGGGAGCGGAAGGGAAGGUGUUGACUGCGGAGAAGGUUAACGAUCUGCAGACGUGGAUCAGCGCUGCCAUGACUGAUCAGGAGACUUGCGCUGAUGGUUUGGAGGAGAUGGGGGAAACGGUUGUUGACGAGGUGAAGAGGAGGAUGCAAAAAUCGAAAGAGUUGAUGAGUAACAGCUUGGCUAUUCUUGCCAAGAUGGAGACGCUGUUGGAAAAGUUUCAUCUUAAGAUGCACUGAAGAUACCCUUCCAGCCAUCUCCAUCAACUGCCAGAUAAAUCAAAUAUAUGAACACCAUGAACAAUAGUAGUUGUCCUAAUGGGAGACUCGCUGUGAAUGUAUAAUGAGAAGCAUCAUAAUGAACAACUCUUAGCUUCAUCAUCUUUUCCCUCCAGUUGUUUCGUAGUAU